AAACUUUGGCAGAAAUAAUUAAGCAGGCAGGUGGUCACAUUUUAUCUUCAGCUUCUGUAAAUAUUUACACAAUCCUAUCGGUAUAGUCGUGUGCCGAGUUGAACUCGGGCAAUGCAAAGAAUCACUAAACUGUAUGAAUCCUGGAUUUUUCACCCUCUCAACGAAGCUCGAAAUUGUAUGCAGGUAAUUUCGUUAAAUAUAUAAUCUAAAAAGGAAUGUAAAUGAUGAAAUAUGCCAUUGUGCAUGAUUCAAAUGCAGUGCACUAUUAUAGCUUGCUAACCCUGCGGCGAAAAUGAAUUGAUGACACUUCAAGUACCGGGUAUAUUAAAGUUUUAACACCCAUCUACAUGUAUAUUGUUUGUAUUCCUUUUAUAUGUAUUAGUCACACAUAUAAUAUGAAAUGAUUGAACAACAUCCUACGCAAAGAGAUCAUGAAUCUUGAGACGAGUAUAUUUUACAAUGCUAAUAGCAUAGCGAUAUAAAAUGAAGGAUGGUAUGGGAGCAAGAGUAUGUUGUUGGCAGAUAUAUACUUGGCGAAAUCAGAAAGGAUUUGUUAAAAACAUUCAGACAGACUGUAAACCUCCGCCCAGUCCCUCAAACUCUAAAGGUAGCAUGACUUGGUCACCUAGCCAAGUACUGAUCACGCUCGCCGUUGAAUAAAACGUGAUCGACGUUGAUAUAGCUAACUCACUAACUAUCUGUAAAUAGCAAGCUAUAGUAAGUUCCCUUACAGUGGGUAGAUAUAUCUAACUCACUAACUGCCUGUAUAUAGCAAGCUAUAGUAAGUUCCCUUACAGUGGGUAGAUAUAUCUAACUCACUAACUGCCUGUAUAUAGCAAGCUAUAGUAAGUUCCCUUACAGUGGAUAGAUAUAUCUAACUCACUAACUGCCUGUAUAUAGCAAGCUAUAGUAAGUUCUCUUACAGUGGGUAUAUAUAUCUAACUCACUAACUACCUGUAUAUAGCAAGCUAUAUAUAGUAAGUUCCCUUACAGUGGGUAGAUAUAUCUAACUCACUAACUACCUGUAUAUAGCAAGCUAUAGUAAGUUCUCUUACAGUGGGUAUAUAUAUCUAACUCACUAACUGCCUGUAUAUAGCAAGCUAUAGUAAGUUCCCUUACAGUGGGUAGAUGUAUCUAACUCACUAACUGCCUGUAUAUAGAAAGCUAUAGUAAGUUCCCUUACAGUGGGUAGAUGUAUCUAACUCACUAACUGCCUGUAUAUAGAAAGCUAUAAUAAGUUCCCUUACAGUGGGUAUAUAUAUCUAACUCACUAACUGCCUGUAUAUAGCAAGCUAUAUAUAGUAAGUUCCCUUACAGUGGGUAGAUAUAUCUAACUCACUAACUGCCUGUAUAUAGCAAGCUAUAGUAAGUUCCCUUACAGUGGGUAGAUGUAUCUAACUCACUAACUGCCUGUAUAUAGCAAGCUAUAGUAAGUUCCCUUACAGUGGGUAUAUAUAGUAAGUUCCCUUACAGUGGGUAGAUAUAUCUAACUCACUAACUGCCUGUAUAUAGCAAGCUAUAGUAAGUUCCCUUACAGUGGGUAGAUGUAUCUAACUCACUAACUGCCUGUAUAUAGCAAGCUAUAGCAAGUUCCCUUACAGUGGGUAUAUAUAGCUAACUCCCUAACUACCUGUAUAUAGCAAGCUAUAUAUAGUAAGUUCCCUUCCAGUGUCAGUUGCGUCCUGCAACUGUUCCUAUGCACAGAUCGCUUCCGAAAUAUCAGCAGCACUUGCCAGAUAUUUUAAUGUGUUCUAUGUACUAUAGUUGACAUAAAAACAAUAGAAAUGUUCUAAAUUUAAACAAAGUACUUUUGCACGUGUAUAUAUAUUUUUUGCGAGAAAUAUAUAAAAAAACAAAAAACUUUCUGAGUAAUUACGGCAAAAAUUAAGACGGAACUGCAAUCAUUCCGGAAGUUGCUCACGUCAAAACAAAGCAUACUAUUUCAAGCAACAGUUUUGUAAUCAUUAUAGAAAAAGUACACCUGGUUGUUAAAAUCGUAGCCCUGACUUCCUUUUUAUAAUGUCAAAGAGGAAAUGAUCUUGAAGAGAAAUAUUGAUUAUUGUGAAGGGGUUAUUGUUCAGCAACACGCAGGCCCUUGUAUUACAUAACUAAUAUUCCAUCAGAAUAACAACCUUUAAAUUAGUUUCUUCUUAACUUCCCACUACGAUCGACGUUUCCUCGUUAUCCAUUGUCUUGGAGUGGAAUAAUGAAAAACACAGCGCAAUCUUUGUUUGACUGUAACACUAGCACCGAUCACCAAUGCAGCGAUCAAGAGUACCGGACACAUAUAUAUUCAAAUCCAGAUGCAUUAUGGGACAUGUUCCCUUGUCCACCUCCAUGGAAACCAGAGUUGAUAUUAGAGUUACCUUGGAAAGAACGCCUGGGUGAUGAAGAUGGAGACAGACUUUGUACAAAAGUAGCUAACCGCUGCGGUCUCGAUCUACACAAAUUGCAAGCACUAGCAUUGCAGGAUUCACUCAUCUUUAGUGACUGUGAUAUAAAAUGUUUUAUUGGCCUACUGGUGGGAUUUUUAGUGACAGUGUGUUUGUGUGUGGCUAUAGUGACUUUCUUCAUAAGAAGGAGGAAGAAAUCCCCCAAAAUACCUCAUCACAAGGAUACUCGAGUCAUUCUUACCACCAACGGUGUACAUACGAAAUUAAUGAAUGGAGAAAGUAGUCCCAUUGAGAAGAAAGAAAAAUCUAAUUUCGACUUUUCCCGUUUCUGGUGUCGUAGUAACAUUUACGAGUCCGACGACGUAAAACGCCAUAGGAGUGACAUAUCUGAAAACGAGUCUUUAACCUACAGCGGAGGGGAUACUUCACACACGUAUGAAUCUGUUAAUACCAGUGACAAGAGCUCUUAUCGAAUGUCGGAUUCAUCUAGGAAUCCUCGUCUGAGCGAGGAAAUAAUGCUAGAACUGAAGGAGAAAUACAGUUUCAGAAAUUCAGAUUCCUCCCAUUCAUAUCAACCCCAAAGAGUUACCUCCCCUGUAUCUAACCUGUUGUAUGAAAUGCGAAGCCCCAACCAGCCUGUAAGUAAUGCGCUUUACCAAACUAGACGUUGUCAAUGUGGUGCUUGUUCUCUUCAGUCGACCAAUCAUAUUCCGCGUAAUUGUCCGUGCAAUAUUUGUAACCAAUCAAAUUCAUCAAUUCCAUACAGAGGACAGUUUAUAGAUAUUGGACAAAAUUAUAAUGUCCAACAACUUAACGCUUAUCCUUCAUCGUGCCAUUGCUAUCCAAGAUAUAUAGAAGAGCACAAUUUGAAAGGACAUCUUGAGUUUGAAAAUUUUCCAUACGCAGACGACAAAAUUCAUUCAGGUGUUCAAAGUCAUUCCUUAUAUUACACAGAUAAAGAAAAUACAAAUUUUCGCCUAAAUAGCGGCUGCAGUUGUAAACAAUGUGCUCAGCAGAGAUUUACAGUUUCUGACGAGGGUCAUUCGACAUAUUCAGUAGAAAGUGACAUAUACGGUGUUCCCAAAACUGAUCUGAAAUAUCCCAGAGAAAUACAUUGUAACUGUCGUCAAUGUACAAAAAUGAUUCCUAUAACUACUUACACCAAACGACUAUCGAGAACAGGAGAGUAUAGUCAAAUGGAUAAUGCUGAGAUGCAAUUCAUAUCGACAGACGACAUCGUCGAUAGCGAUGGUCCGGAACACAGAAAGCGCAGGCGCAGUAAACCAAGACCACCUAUUUCCUCAACAGCCUCUUCAUCCGAUAACACAGGAAGUGAAAAAUCUUUUAGAAGUGGAAAACUGAAAACCAACGGUUCCCUCUUUAAUUCGAAGUUAAUCAGCAGAUAGCAUCAGAAUCCUUCAUUAUGAAAUGUUGAAUGAAGCUUGUGCUUCGUAUCUCUACAGAGGCUUGGUAUGGUGUAUCUUUCAGAUUACUGGAUGAAUUCAAACGAAAUGGUGUUAAAUCUGUCUAAGUCUUUGAUGCGAAAUCUAUGUUCUCAAUAUGUUUGCUUAUCUGCAUUGGUGUUCUAAUUCGUGAUGGUACAAUAUUUUUCGAUGGUACACAGAUACUAGUAUUAUAAACUGAAGAGUGUUUUCUGCUUUCGUUGCAUUCCAGCUGAAAGUGAUGAUGUAAUAAAAUGAACGAAAAAUA
Molecule: messenger RNA, 4103 nt
Organism: Ostrea edulis (European flat oyster)
Lineage: Eukaryota; Metazoa; Mollusca; Bivalvia; Ostreida; Ostreidae
Exons: 4
Coding region: 2207-3799 (530 amino acids)
Source: RefSeq, a predicted model, not a curated record